ACCGAAAGGCCCCUGGCCCCUGGGCCGCCUCCUGUCUUCUCCUCAGCCGGUCGGGCACGUGACGUGACCGAGCCAACCGCACCCACCUCUCUCCCAAACCCUAGCAAGCGUUUCUCCUCUCCCCGAAGCUUCCAGAAGCGGCGCGCAUGGAGUCCUCCGCCUCCGGUGACGGCGCCUCUGCCAUGACGGCUGCUGUUGCUGCGGCAGCAGCGGUGGCGUCGUCCUCAUCGGGCCCCUCCACCUCUGCCUCCGCCUUCUCCGCCGGUGUCUCGGGUGGGGCAAGCGCCACCCACUACCUCGCCAAACGCGUGCUCCAUGGCAGCGCCGUGCAGCACGUCGCCCGGGGCCACUUCCGCUCGGAGCACCUUUGGGAGAUCGUCCUCUGCAAGGGAACUUCACUUGAAUUAGUUGUGGUUGGUGAGGAUGGUGUUUUACAGUCAAUCUGCGAGCAAAGUACAUUUGGGAUUGUAAAAGAUGUUGGUGUCUUGGACUGGCGCUUUAAACACUUCGGUAUCUGGCCUGAGAUUGAAGGGAAAGAAAUUCUGGUUCUACUCUCUGAUUCUGGAAAGCUUUCUCUUCUUUACUUCUGUUGUCAGAUGCAGAGGUUUAUUCCAAUUGGAAAUAUCGAGUUAUCUAAACCAGGAAAUAUGAGGGAUCAACUGGGAAGAAUUUUGGCUAUAGACCACGACUCUGCUUGGGUUGCUAUUAGUGCGUACGAGGAUGCAUUUGCUGUUGUGCGUGUUGGAAGGACUCAGCAUGUUUAUGGUCCAAAUGAAGAAAUUGUAGAGAAGGCAAAAAUCGUGCAUGCUGUAUAUAAGACCAGUGAUAUCCGCGGUACGGUUUGGAGCAUGUGCUUCAUGAGGACUCGCUGCUCGAUGGAUGAAUAUUACCCAGUUGUAGCAAUGAUAAUUAACAGGAAGGGCUCUGAUGCGAAUGACUUGUCAAUGUAUGCACUAGCUGCCAAUGAUGGUGGCAUCCAGUACCUAUCUGGUUACUCAGAACCUGGACCUUUGGCGCUUGAGAUCGCAGAAAUUCCUCAGCUGGAUGGCUUUGGACUUCUAUUUCGUGCUGGUGAUAUUCUAAUUGUGGAUCUUAGGGACCCAAAGGACAUCUGUUGUACCAUUAGAAUAAGCAUGACAGGAAGUCUGGUUGGAGAACAAAUCAGUGUUGAAGAUUCAUGUCGAGGAUUAGAUGUUGAUGACGAUGUUGCUGCUUGUGCUUUGCUAGAACUGAGAGAUUCUGGAAAUAACAUAAUGAUGGACGACAGUUACAUGGCUAUUGACGGUGCUGAUAACCCAGGAAGCAUGAAAUCAAGGGUUAUUUGCUCAUGGAGCUGGGAGCCGGAUGCCAUGCGAGGACAACCGAGGCUGAUCUUUUGCUUGGAUGAUGGAGAAUUUCAUAUUCUGGAAUUUAAUUGGGAUACGGAAGGAUUGAAGGUAUUGCCUGAGCGUGUCCAUAGGGGUUUGCCUUGUAAACCUCUUUUAUGGAUGGACAGAGGAAUGAUAGCAGGGUUUGUAGAGAUGGGAGAUGGAAUGAUCCUUCAUCUUGAACAUGGUAGACUGGUGCAUAAAGUACAGUUCAGAAUGUAGGACCAAUAUUGGAUUUAGCAAUUGCUGACUACCAUGGUGAGAAGCAGGAUCAGUUGUUUUCAUGUUGUGGAAUGUGCCCUGAGGGAUCAUUGCGUGUUAUAAGGAAUGGUGUCAAUGUGGAGAAACUUCUGAGGACUGAACCUAUUUAUCAGGGUGUUACUGGUUUGUGGACGUUGAGAAUGAAGAGAAC
Messenger RNA from Triticum aestivum (bread wheat), 1779 nucleotides. RefSeq lists its product as uncharacterized. NCBI's taxonomy places the organism in Eukaryota, Viridiplantae, Streptophyta, Magnoliopsida, Poales, Poaceae. The record is from RefSeq and is a predicted model, not a curated record. The transcript is spliced from 7 exons. Bases 147 to 1589 code for a protein of 480 amino acids. Gene Ontology annotation, molecular function: protein binding.